Molecule: messenger RNA, 1403 nt
Organism: Eucalyptus grandis
Lineage: Eukaryota; Viridiplantae; Streptophyta; Magnoliopsida; Myrtales; Myrtaceae
Product: chorismate mutase 1, chloroplastic
Exons: 6
Coding region: 169-1128 (319 amino acids)
Biological process (GO): aromatic amino acid biosynthetic process; chorismate metabolic process
Cellular component (GO): cytoplasm
Molecular function (GO): chorismate mutase activity
Source: RefSeq, a predicted model, not a curated record
UCCCUGCUUCUCCUUCCCUCCCACCUACCCCUUCUCGACACCGCACCCACCACCACCACCACCACCACCACCAAACCCACCUCCGCCACCUUCUCCGUAUUUCUCUCUAUUUUUUUCUCUGUCUUUCUCUUUCUCUCUCUCUCUCUCUCUCUAACUGAACCGCCGUCGAUGGAGGCCAAGCUGCUGCUCCGAGCGCCGUCCCCUGCGGUCGCCCUCCCUCCCCUACGCUCCCGCCAGCCCCCGGAGCUCCGUCGCGGCGUCCGCCUCCCCGGUGGGUUCGGCCCCGGUUCGCGCUUCGCGGGUGGGCGCGUCUCGUGCGCCCACGCUUCCGCCGCUCCUGCCGGAUUCUCGCUGGAGAAAAGGAUAGACAGGAGCGAGAGCUUGAAGCUGGAGGGUAUAAGACAUUCCUUAAUUCUGCAAGAGGACAGCAUAAUAUUUGCCCUUCUCGAGAGAGCUCAGUUUCGUUACAAUGCUGAAACUUACAACCCUCAUGCAUUCUUAAUGGAUGGUUUUGAUGGUUCUUUGGUUGAGUUUAUGUUGAAGGGAACUGAAAAGCUUCAUGGUCAGGUUGGCAGAUACAAAAGCCCUGAUGAGCAUCCUUUCUUCCCAGAUGACUUGCCCGACCCAAUGUUGCCACCGCUGCAGUACCCACAGGUCCUACAUCCCUCUGCAGAUUCAAUCAACAUAAACAGUGAGGUCUGGCAAAUGUACUUUAGAGAUCUCCUCCCAAGAUUGGUUGGUGAAGGAGAUGAUGGCAAUUAUGGAUCAACAGCUGUUUGUGACACAAUAUGCCUGCAGGCCCUCUCAAGGAGAAUACACUAUGGUAAGUAUGUGGCUGAGGCAAAAUUCCAGGCCUCCCCUAAUGACUAUAAGGCUGCUAUUAUAGCCCAGGACAGGGACAGGCUCAUGGAUAUGUUGACAUAUCCAGCCGUUGAAGAGACGAUCAAGACGCGAGUAGAAAUGAAAGCUAAAAUCUUUGGGCAGGAGGUAAUUGUGGAUAUUGAAGGAGAUGAAGCUGACCCAGCAUAUAAGAUCGAACCAAGCUUAAUAGCAGAUCUGUAUGGCGAAUGGAUUAUGCCGUUGACAAAAGAGGUUCAAGUGGAGUAUUUGUUGAGGAGAUUGGAUUAGCUGGAGCAAGAGCUUCCUAAGCUAUUCAGUGCAAAUAAAGCAGUAAGGUUUUGUCAAUACGUGCAUACCGUUGUUGGGUUUCGGAAUGAUGUAUGUAAAAUGGGAAGAUAUCAGAAAAAUGUCUUGGGGAUAUAAGAAAAGAUAAAAGCUCAUUUUAGAACUGAAAUUUACGUGUAUUGGAUCGAAGGGUGUCUUGGAAUAGCAGAGGUGUAUGGUUUCCAGGCUUUCCUUAUCUUCCUCAAUAUAGAAGGAAAUGUUAAACCUCAUUCGCCUUC